This is a messenger RNA of Sesamum indicum (sesame), 1719 nucleotides long. NCBI's taxonomy places the organism in Eukaryota, Viridiplantae, Streptophyta, Magnoliopsida, Lamiales, Pedaliaceae. The record is from RefSeq and is a predicted model, not a curated record.
UCUCUCAUCUCUUCUCAAACCUGAAAAUAUUCAAACUCAAAAUCUUUUAUUCUCAAGAAAUUUCUAUGAAAAAUGGUGGAUUUGGGUUGGAAAACCAAAAUGAUCCCCUCUGAGUUUCCCAAUAAAUCACCCAAGUUUACCGGUAAGCUUCAGAUUUCGAUUCCGCCGCUAAAAGUUCGCGUCCCUGAAUUAUCGCCAGCGUCGGAGUUUUCUUGUUCCUCCUACGAGUCCUAUCUCCGCCUCCCGGAGCUGAAGAAGCUAUGGGAAGCCCGCGAGUUUCCCGGCUGGAAAAGCGAGCCGCUUUUGAAACCGGCUUUCAUGGCCCUCGAGAUCACUUUCCGCUUUAUCUCCACUGUUUUGUCCGAUCCGAGACCCUACGCCAACCGGCGGCAGUGGAGGCGGCGGCUCGAGGAGUUGGCGAGCAGUGAGGUCGAGAUCAUAUCUCUGUUGUGCGAAGAGGAGGAGGAAGAUACAGAAACGCGUGGGACUAUUCCGGUCGUCGACCUGACUUCAGUUGGCGGCGCUGUGGCUCCAGAGAACAGCUCGGUGGAAGUGUGGAAAAUGGCGGACGGCACCGUGGUGGUCAGCCAGGUCAGCGAGACGAGCUUACUGCCUCGGCUUGGGGCUUGGCCUUCGUUCGAGGAGGUUGUGAGGAAGCUCCAGUACUCCAUCGAGUGCCAGAUGAAGGGGUGUCCGUACACCCUUGGCUUGGGCGAGCCAAAUCUAAGCGGCAAGCCCAGCAUAAACUACGAUCUCAUCUGCAACCCGGCGGAGCUUCACGCCUUGAAGAAAUGCCCCAACGACGAUGUUGUGAAGAACUUCGAGAACCGGGCAGUCUACUCUGUGCAUCAGAUUCUAGAAUCAUGGAUCCGCGUCGGAAAGCAGCUUCUGGAGAGAAUUUCCGACGAAAUCGACUCUCAAUCGUACGAUAGAGCAGCGAACCAUUGUUGGAUUUUGGAAAAAAUAUGGAUGAUUCUGAACCAGAUUGAAGAUUUGCAUUUACUGAUGGAUCCUGACGAUUUCUUCCGUCUCAAGAAUCAACUGAUGAUCAAAGCAACUUCCGAUUCGGAAUUAUUCUGUUUCAGAUCACGACAACUCGUUGAGAUCUCGAAAUUGUCCAAGGAUUUGAAGCACAGGGUGCCGGCGAUUCUGGAGGUGGAGGUGGACCCCACUGGCGGACCGAGAAUUCAGGACGCCGCCAUGGAUUUGUACCGGAAGAAGGAAGAUCACUCGAAAAUUCACUUGCUGCAGGCGAUGCAGGCGGUGGAGGCGGCGGUGAAGCGGUUUUACUUCUGUUACAAACAACUGCUGGCGGCAGUGAUGGGGAGUUUGGAGGCGAAGUGGAAUAACGUUGAGUGCGGCGACUUGCUGAGUCAAAUUUUUCAGGAACCGACAUAUUUCCCGAGCUUGGACGCCGCGAAGACGUUUCUUGGGGAGAGCUGGAACCAACAAUGACGGGGGGAGAUGUAGUCCGGAAUGACGGCGGAGGAACGGUGGAUGUGGGUUCCCGCGUCUGCCCCGCCACUCGUCUUGUUGACAUAUAUAUAUAUACAGAUUAUAAUGUAGUCUGCAUGGGAAGAAAUUAGCGAAAAAUUGAAAUUUUGGUUCUAAUUUUAAUAUUCUUUCCUCCCCCCCUCCCCCCCGAGAGUAAUGUAAUGUUGUUAGCCUUUUUGUUCUUGCUCAAAUUUAUCAAAAUUUUCCCUUAGUUUUUUGGACUUA